Messenger RNA from Entamoeba nuttalli P19, 339 nucleotides. Its product is annotated as AIG1 family protein, putative. The record is from RefSeq and is a predicted model, not a curated record. The coding region runs from base 1 to 339 and encodes 112 amino acids. The transcript has a single exon. Lineage: Eukaryota; Evosea; Mastigamoebida; Endamoebidae.
AUGUAUUUUGUAGACUGUGUUCCAGUUGAAGGGAGUAAUAACAGUAGGUCAGAAAAUGAAAUUAAAAAACUUUUAACAUGGGGUUAUUACCUAACACCAAUUAACAAAAAGAGAAGUACAAAAAGAAUAAUUAAAUAUAAAAACAUUGAUAUUGAGAGAAAAGAUGUCACAUCAGUUGAAGAAGCAAACAACAAAGAAGUAAAGAUAAAAACUGAACACAAAACGAGGGAGAAAAGAACUGGAUUUGACGGUGAAAUUACAUACACUGAAUGGAAAACAGAAAGUAGUGAUUCUAAAACUGAAAGUAGACCAAGUUCAUCAUGGUGUGUCGUAGUUUAA